AAGAAAUUUGAAAUGUCAGAUGAUGUCAAUGACAAUGUCGAUAACGAUUAUGAUGACAAUAUCGGCGAUAAUCGGGUCAAGGGCGAUGAUUAUUAUGAAGAUGUCAUUCCAUCUUCAUCAGGACAUAAUCGUAUUGAUAAGAAAAAGGAAUUUGAAUCUAAUUAUAGAAAACAAAAGGAUGAAUUUACUCGCCGUCAAAAAAAUCAAGACGGUAGUGAUGAUUCAACAGAUGAAAAGAUUAAGAAGCAAAUUUCAAAAUCUCGUUACGCUGUGGAAAACCGAGAGAUGUCAGAUGAUGAAAAUGAAAACGAUAAUGAUGAUGAAGAGCCUGAGUUUUAUGGAGAACAAAUGGAUGAAACCACUCGAUAUCCAAAACAUAAAAAUGGCCAAAAUUUAUCUAUACAUGCCGGUAAUCAAAAGAAAUUAGACAAUACAAGUGACUCCUCUCAAGAUGAAAAUGAUAAUUAUGAAGAACAAAUAGAUGAAACUACUCGAUAUCCAAAAAAUAAAAACAAUCAAAGUCUAUCUAUACAUGGCGGUAACCAAAAAAAAUUAGAUAACACGAGUGACUCCCAGGACGAGAAUGAUGAUUAUGAAGAACAAGCGGAUGAAACUAAUAGUUAUCCAUAUAAUAAAAAUGGCCAAAAACUAUCUACGCAUGACAGUAACCGAAAGAAAUUAGACAACAUAAGCGAUUCAUCACAGGAUGAGAAUGAUGAUUAUGAAGAACAAAUGGAUGAAACUACUGAAUAUCCAAAUAAUAAAAAUAGUCAAAAUUUGCCUAUACACGGAGGUAACCGAAGAAAAUUAGGCAAUAUAAGUGACUCCUCGCAGGAUGAGAAUGAUGAUUAUGAAGAACAAAUGGAUGAAACUACUGAAUAUCCAAAAGAUAAAAACAAUCAAAAUCUGUCUAUGCAUAGACACGGAGGUAACCGAAGAAAAUUAGGCAAUAUAAGUGACUCCUCGCAGGAUGAGAAUGAUGAUUAUGAAGAACAAAUAGAUGAAACUACUAGAUAUCCAAAAGAUAAAAACAAUCAAAAUCUGUCUAUGCAUAGAGUAACCGAAAGAAAUUAGAUAACAUGAACGAUUCCUCACAGGAUGAGAAUGAUGAUUAUGAA
Molecule: messenger RNA, 1118 nt
Organism: Rhizophagus irregularis DAOM 181602=DAOM 197198
Lineage: Eukaryota; Fungi; Glomeromycota; Glomeromycetes; Glomerales; Glomeraceae
Source: RefSeq, a predicted model, not a curated record